This is a messenger RNA of Lepisosteus oculatus (spotted gar), 966 nucleotides long. It is a transcript of the gene exosc7, whose product is annotated as exosome component 7. NCBI's taxonomy places the organism in Eukaryota, Metazoa, Chordata, Actinopteri, Semionotiformes, Lepisosteidae. Gene Ontology annotation, molecular function: mRNA 3'-UTR AU-rich region binding. Gene Ontology annotation, biological process: U5 snRNA 3'-end processing; nuclear polyadenylation-dependent rRNA catabolic process; TRAMP-dependent tRNA surveillance pathway. The record is from RefSeq and is a predicted model, not a curated record. Gene Ontology annotation, cellular component: cytoplasmic exosome (RNase complex); nuclear exosome (RNase complex).
CCCGGCCACACGUGGUGCGGAGAAAACAUGGCUACUGUGCAGAUCAGCGAAGCAGAGAAGGUCUACAUCGUGCAUGGUGUUCGGGAUGACCUGCGAGUGGAUGGGCGGGGCUGUGAAGAUUACAGACACAUGGAGAUUGAAACUGAUGUAGUGUCCAACACCGACGGGUCCGCCAGAGUUAAACUGGGGUACUCGGAUAUCCUUGUGGGAAUCAAAGCAGAGAUUGGCAGACCGAGGCCCAUGGUGCCAGAUGAAGGGUUUCUGGAGUUUUUUGUUGACUGCUCGGCAAACGCAACCCCAGAGUUUGAAGGGCGAGGGGGAGAAGACCUCGGCACCGAGAUCAGUAACACGCUGUACAAGGUAUUCAACAACCCCCACAGCGUUGACCUGCGGGCGCUCUGUAUCAGCCCCAAGGAGCACUGCUGGAUUCUGUAUGUGGACGUGCUGCUGCUGCAAUGUGAUGGAAACCUGUAUGAUGCCAUCUCUGUAGCAGUUAAAGCAGCCCUCUUUAACACACGAAUUCCCAGAGUUCAGAUCUCGGAGGAUGAUGAAGGUACCAAGGAAAUUGAGCUCUCGGAUGACCCGUAUGACUGCAUGAGGCUCAGUGUGGAGAACGUGCCCUGUAUCGUGACACUUUGCAAGGUUGGCCAGAGACACAUAGUUGAUGCUACGCUCCAGGAGAAGGCGUGCUCCAAGGCCUGCCUGCUGCUCUCAGUGACCAGCAGAGGCACCGUCACCUGCGUGAGGAAGAUUGGCGGAGGCAGCUUGGAUCCGGAAAGCAUAUUUGAAAUGACAGAGACAGGGAAGCGCGUGGGCAAAGCUCUGCAGUCCCCCCUGAUGGAGCUGCUGCAGAAGGAGGAGAGCUUGGGGAAGAAGAGGCAGAAAGUUGGCUUCCUGGGAUAAUUCCCUCUUUACGGUGCUUGUUUUGUAAAUGACCUUUUCUAAUAAAUUCUUUAGUUUUGUGUA